AAACAAACCAUAAAAACUUAUAUAAAUGACCGGUUUCUAGAGGGUUCUUGGUCCUUAGCGUUGUAGGGGGAGAAAGGGAGUCUCUUUCCUUUCCUUCCUCUCUCUCUCUCUCUCUCUUCCUCUGUGUCUUUUAUUUUUCUCUCUCUUCUCUUCUUGAAAACUUUCACUUCCCGGAAAGAUGUGCUAAGGGUUCCGAGUUGCAGUUCCACAAAGAUGUAGUCCUAAGUCAUGUUUAUAAAAAUUUAGUCCUGUUUUGACGUUUAUAUCAUAGGUGGGUUUGGCUUGGUUUCAAGUUCUUUUGGUUCCUGGUUUUUGGUUUUAAGUUUUGUUGCUGUUGUUGUUGGUUAUAAUUUGUCGACAAGACAAGGACUCUGUUUUGAGUUGUUGUUGAUUUUGAGAUUGGGUUUGUUGGUUUGGUUUCGAAGAAUGGCAAAUGGAGAAGAGAAAAACAAUGAUUUUUAUGCAGUUUUGGGGUUGAAUAAAGAAUGCACUCCGACAGAGCUCAGGACUGCUUAUAAGAAACUUGCCCUGAGAUGGCACCCUGAUCGUUGCUCAGCUUCGGGAAAUUCAAAGUUCGUGGAAGAAGCCAAGAAGAAAUUUCAGGCCAUUCAACAAGCCUAUUCUGUUCUGUCUGACUCAAACAAGAGGUUUCUGUACGACGUAGGAGCUUAUGACAGUGAUGAUGACGAAAAUGGAAUGGGAGAUUUUUUGAACGAAAUGGCAGGGAUGAUGAGCCAGACAAAAUCUAAUGAAAAUGGAGGGGAAAGCUUCGAGGAACUACAGGAAUUGUUUGAAGAAAUGUUCCAAGCGGACAUUGAUUCAUUUGAGUCUACUGGUCAGUCCACUCCUUCCUGCUCUGCUUCAUCUUCGUUUGGGUCAUAUGGUGAAAGUUCCAGCUCCAACAAGCGGAAUUCCUCUGAAAUGAGUUCUGUGGAGACUAGGCUGGAGAGUUCUUCUAGCUUCGAUGCACAAUUUCACAGUUUUUGUCUCGGGUCAGGUGGAACACAGGCAAGAUAUCAAGCAACACAGAGGAGCCAGAGGAGGAAUGCGAGGAGCAGCCGGCGGUAGUAGACGGAGAAAUGGCAGGAAACAAAAGGUUUCAUCUGGCCAUGAUGUUACUUCCAACGACUGUGGCAUUUCUGCUUCAUGAUACACCAGUUUACUAAUUGAUUAAUGCCAAUUCAACCUUGGCCAACUUAGCGUAUUGACUUGACCAAACUAGGGAGCUGAAGGUGCAUCCUGUGCCAGAGGGGGAGGUUUUGAUUGUAAUGGACAGUGCCAAAGCGACAACAUCAGCACUAGCGGAAGCCAUGCAAUCGCGAGAAGAUUAAUUUGGCUCUUUUAAUUGAGCAUCGCGAAGAAACGGGGCUGCUAUUAGAGUUUUGCCUCAGUUGUAAUGGGUUACCAUUCUAGCUGUGGUAACCAUGUCAAUGAAUUUUCAUCUGUGGCUUUAUACUCUUUUUUAUUUUUGCCAUCUUGAGUACUCCGUAGUAUACAUUAAUUGAUGGGCUUCCAUUAAUCCUUGCCAGCACAUUUGGACUGUAAAUUCCCAUAGAUCGCUUGGUGUAUUAUCAUGUU
Messenger RNA from Theobroma cacao (cacao), 1578 nucleotides. Lineage: Eukaryota; Viridiplantae; Streptophyta; Magnoliopsida; Malvales; Malvaceae. The record is from RefSeq and is a predicted model, not a curated record.